CGUAGAGCCUGCAUUCCGAGUACGGCUUUCGAUCCACCAUGUUGCGUUUGAGCUCGCUCCUCACUUUCGUCCUGAUCUCGGCAUCCGUUUCCGCCGAGGUGGUCAACUUCCAGACAUGUGCGGAUAGUGUGGACGUCUGUACGAUCCACCAGGUUCAAGUUUCCCCGUGUCCUGAGGCGCUUAACAAUGCCGCCUGCCACAUCCACCGGCGCCGUAGUAACCAGAUGAGCUUCGACUUUACGCCCCACUUCGAUGCCGACACCCUGGAAGCCAGCUUGGGAUGGGCCAAGUCGGAGACGGUGGAGCUGCCCCUGCUCACCAUGGAUCGCGAGGCCUGCAAGUACACCCCCUGCCCCGUGAGAUCCGGAGUCACGCAGACCUACACCACCGAUGUGCCCAUCGAGGCCAAGUUCCCGCUGAGUUCUUAUACCAUUCGUUGGGCCCUGAAGGAUCCCGCCUCCGGAAAGCGCUGCUGCUUCACCAUCGACAUCAAGGUGGUUCGCUAAAGGGUUUCCUGAACUUAUCCGAGUCCGAUAGACUUUAUUUUACAUCUGCCUAACGACAUGUAGAAAAAUUGUACUUUACUUUUUGUUUUUAG
Messenger RNA from Drosophila suzukii, 598 nucleotides. Its product is annotated as ecdysteroid-regulated 16 kDa protein-like. Gene Ontology annotation, molecular function: sterol binding. Gene Ontology annotation, biological process: intracellular cholesterol transport. Lineage: Eukaryota; Metazoa; Arthropoda; Insecta; Diptera; Drosophilidae. The record is from RefSeq and is a predicted model, not a curated record.